GCGUCAUUAAGCGAGUUUACCUUAAAUUAGCCUUGCUUAGUCAGUCUUCAUCUCGCGCUGAUGGAACUGUUACUCUUUCCCGUCGCUGUCUGAUCUUGUAACCUCGGAAUCCUGUCAUGGACAGCCUGGACUCACUCGAUUUCGAUGCUGUUGACGGAAACGCCUUUACGAAUACCAAUGAUGUGAGCCCGCACCAUCUGCAGCUCCUUGCCGACCUCAGCGAAGCAGCUGCGCAGGGCGAUCGUGCCGCCGCCUUCGAAGCAUUCACCACACUUCGCUAUACUAAUGCAAGCCCAAGGAUUCUCGCAAGGCCUGGAAACGCUUUACAGAUCGCCAUCGAGCGUAGGGACGAGAAAAUGGCUGCAUACCUGCUUUCCGAAGGUGUUCACGUUGUGGCGGAAGAUGUGAGAGCGGCGACGCUGUCCCGGUCCAGGUCGGUCAUUAGCCUGCUACUUGAGCACGGAUGGCCUAUUAAUGCCAAAUUGGGGUGGUACGAUCCUCCGGCAAUGGCCUAUGCCACAGAGGACUUAGAAUUAACCAGAUGGUUCUUAUCCAGAAAUGCGGACCCAAAUGCUCGCUGUGGGAUUGACAAGACACCUCUCUCGAUUGCUGUCCACACGGGUUCAAUACCUGUCAUCGAGUCGCUCUUUGCGCAGGGAGGUGACGUACAUCGUGGGCAGCUCGUGCACUGGGCCGCGUCGCGCCAGAAGGAUGAUCGAACGGCUGUCUUGAAAUUUCUCCUACAGAAAGGAGCCACGAUCAAUGCUAUUAUGUACCAAAAUGAUGAAGAUUCUUUCAUCCAGCGAGAACCCUUUGGGCUGGGAACCCCAUUGCACGCCGCCGCGGCUGCCGGACACGUGGACGUUAUACUACUGUUACUUGAACGUGGCGCGGAUAUCCAUGCGACUGAUACUUGUGGACGUUUGGCAUUUGAAAUUGCCCAAGAGAAUCAAUACUACGUAGCGGCAGACCUGCUGCGGCCAUCUCGUGCUACAUUAGCGCUAUUCUAGCUAAGCAGCGUCUCAGUCUAGAGAAAUGUAGGAACGCCUACACAAGAAGGUAGUCAUCUUAGUUCAGUGCACAACACAAAAACAGGUUACGAAAAUCUAUCCGGC
Cercospora beticola is the source of this 1115-nucleotide messenger RNA. Its product is annotated as ankyrin repeat domain-containing protein. NCBI's taxonomy places the organism in Eukaryota, Fungi, Ascomycota, Dothideomycetes, Mycosphaerellales, Mycosphaerellaceae. The record is from RefSeq and is a predicted model, not a curated record. Gene Ontology annotation, molecular function: protein binding.